GGGAGAGAGAGAGCAAGACCUGUGAGGAGCGAACGAACGACGAGAAAAACCGCAAACGACAAAUGGCACUCAUGGCCGGGAUUUUGUUUACGGUGAUCUCUGUACUGCUUGGAAUGUCUACGCUGGUUUCUUCGGCACGGAUUUACCCCCCAAAUGAAGUGACGUUACUGGACUCCAGAUCCGUAGCGGGGGAGUUGGGCUGGGUCGCCAACCCGACAGAAGGAGGGUGGGAGGAGGUGAGCAUCAUGGACGAGAAGAACACUCCCAUCAGGACGUAUCAGGUCUGCAACGUCAUGGAACCCAACCAGAACAAUUGGCUUCGAACGGACUGGAUCCCCAGGGGCGGUGCUCAGCGCGUAUACAUCGAGAUCAAGUUCACCCUGCGGGACUGCAACAGCCUCCCGGGCGUCAUGGGAACCUGCAAGGAGACCUUCAACCUCUACUACUACGAGUCCAACAACGAUAAGGAGCGCUACAUCCGAGAGAAUCAGUUCGGCAAGAUUGACACGGUGGCGGCCGACGAGAGUUUCACCCAAGUGGACAUUGGAGACCGUAUCAUGAAGCUGAACACGGAGGUCAGGGACGUCGGCGCCUUGACCCGGAAAGGUUUCUAUCUGGCCUUCCAGGAUGUUGGAGCCUGCAUCGCCUUGGUCUCGGUACGGGUGUUCUACAAGAAAUGUCCCCUGGCUGUGAGGAACCUCGCACAGUUCCCCGACACCAUCACUGGGGCUGACACCUCUUCCCUGGUGGAGGUCAGAGGAUCCUGCGUAGACAACUCAGAGGAGCGUGACGUUCCCAAAAUGUACUGCGGGGCGGACGGAGAGUGGCUGGUGCCUAUUGGGAACUGCCUGUGUAACCCAGGCUUCGAGGAGAGGAACGCCGAAUGCCAGGCCUGUAAGAUUGGUUACUAUCGUGCUCUGGCCACAGACGGCUCCUGCUCCAAAUGUCCCCUACAUAGUUACUCCACCAGAGAGGGAUCCACAUCAUGUGUCUGUGACAAGGGCUACUUCCGCUCCGAGACCGACCCAGCCUCCAUGCCCUGCACCAGACCCCCGACCGCCCCGCUCAACCUCAUCUCUAACGUCAACGAGACGUCGGUAAACCUGGAGUGGAGCGCCCCGCUCUCGUCUGGCGGUCGGCAGGACCUCAGCUACAACGUGGUCUGUAAGCGCUGCGGUCCGGAGGGGACCAGGUGUCUCCCCUGUGGGAACGGGGUCCACUUCAGCCCCCAGCAGCUCAGCCUCAGGGGAACCAAGGUGUCCAUCAACGACCUGCAGGCCCACACCAACUACACCUUCGAGAUCUGGGCUGUCAACGGGGUCUCCCAGCAGAGUCCUGGACCUGAACAGGCUGUAUCGGUGACCGUUACCACCAACCAGGCCGCCCCUUCUCCGAUCAACUCCAUCCAGGCCAAGGACGUCACCAGACACACCAUCGCCCUGGCCUGGCAGCAGCCAGAGAGACCCAACGGGGUCAUCCUGGAGUACGAGGUCAAGUACUACGAGAAGGACCAGAAUGAGAGGAGUUAUCGCAUCAUCAAGACCUCGUCCAGGAACACUGACAUCAAAGGCCUGACCCCUCUCACCUCGUACGUGUUCCACGUGCGCGCUCGCACUGCCGCCGGCUAUGGAGAGUUCAGCGCUCCCUUCGAGUUCAUGACCAACUCUGUUCCAGCUCCUGUCAUUGGAGACGGGACUAACUCCACGGUGCUGUUGGUGUCCGUUGUGGGCAGUGUAGUGCUCCUCCUCAUCCUCGUCAGUGCCUUCAUCAUCAGCAGGAGAAGGAGUAAAUACAGCAAGGCCAAGCAGGAUGCUGAUGAAGAGAAACACCUCCACCAGGGUGUGAGGAUAUAUGUAGACCCCUUUACCUACGAGGACCCCAACCAAGCUGUCCGGGAGUUUGCCAAAGAGAUUGACGCUUCCUGUAUCAAGAUUGAGAAAGUAAUUGGCAUUGGUGAGUUUGGCGAGGUGUGCAGCGGUCGUCUCAAGAUGCCAGGAAAGAGGGAGAUCUGUGUGGCCAUUAAGACCUUGAAGGCUGGCUACACGGACAAGCAGAGGCGCGACUUCCUGUCUGAGGCCAGCAUCAUGGGCCAGUUCGACCAUCCUAAUAUUAUUCACCUGGAGGGCGUGGUCACCAAGUGUAAACCAGUGAUGAUUAUCACAGAAUACAUGGAGAAUGGAUCCCUGGAUGCAUUCCUCAGGAAGAAUGACGGGCGGUUCACUGUGAUCCAGUUGGUGGGCAUCUUGCGUGGCAUCGCGUCGGGCAUGAAGUACCUUUCCGAUAUGAGCUAUGUUCACCGAGACCUGGCCGCACGCAACAUCCUGGUCAACAGCAACCUGGUGUGUAAGGUGUCCGACUUCGGGAUGUCACGAGUCCUGGAGGACGACCCUGAGGCUGCCUACACCACCAGGGGGGGAAAGAUUCCCAUUCGCUGGACGGCCCCAGAAGCCAUCGCCUACAGGAAGUUCACCUCGGCCAGUGACGUCUGGAGCUACGGCAUCGUCAUGUGGGAGGUGAUGUCAUACGGAGAGCGGCCAUAUUGGGACAUGAGUAACCAGGAUGUGAUCAAGGCUAUAGAUGAGGGGUACAGGCUGCCCCCGCCCAUGGACUGCCCAGUGUCGCUGCACCAGCUGAUGCUUGACUGCUGGCAGAGAGAGAGGAGCGACAGGCCCAAGUUUGGCCAGAUCGUCAACAUGCUGGACAAACUCAUCCGCAACCCUAACAGCCUGAAGAGAACCGGAGGAGAGACCGCACGACCCAGCACCACUCUGCUGGAGCCGGUCAGCCCAGAAGUGUCCUCGGCCCUGGGCUCUGUAGAGGACUGGCUGCAGGCCAUUGGCAUGGAGAGAUACAGCGACAACUUCACUGCAGCAGGGUACACCACCCCAGAGGCUGUGGUCCAUAUGACACAGGAGGACAUGGGCCGAAUUGGAAUAUCCUCAGCUGCGCACCAGAAUAAAAUCCUAACCAGCGUCCAGGGAAUGCUCUCCCAAAUGCAACAGAUGCAAGGCAGAAUGGUUCCUGUCUGAUCUACAAGAAGGAAACAAUGUCAUUUCUUACGGAUAAUUUAAAUAAAAUAUCAAAAGACAAUUGAAUGAUAAAAUAGUUUACCUCAUCCAUGCACUUUAAAUUGGAUUAAAAAAAAAAGAAGAAACUACAAGAAAAGUGGGUAAAAAAAAUGGCACUUUUUCACAGACCUUAGGCCUUGCCCUAGGAAGAAUGGGAUAUUUUUCUGUUUGAACGCCGCUGGGAAUCGGACGGAUGGAAAGAUUUUCGAGAGGCCAACUGGAGUGCCUUCAACGGUUUGGAAGGAAUUCCAAUGGGAUCACUCCUCUGGGCAAGAGUGUGUUUCUGGAACUUUCUUUUUGGAAUAUCCAAGGAGCAUAUUUUUUCCUGUAACUGUGUUCUGUUAAGUUUGUUUAUGAAUUGUUCUCUGUGACUCUCUGCCAUACCCUCCAUUGUCUUUCUCAGCUGGAUCCGUUCGAACGCCAACAGACAAAAUGGAGAAUUCCAACCUUCAGAUAAACAUUGUUUGGAAUCUGAGCGGUUGAGGGAGGGAAAGAGGAGGAGGGAAGGGGCUAACUUUGAGAGGUUCUGUAUUUUUGCUCUCUUCUAGUCUUGUUUUGUCCCAGAUUGGGCUGUUUAGUUGCCCUCGGGACAUCGAACAUUUUCCUCAGAAUGUCUUUGAUCUUAAGAGAUGCAUCCCUACCCCCUGUGCUCCCAAACCACCAUGAUCCCCUCCUUACCGCUGCCCCCAUUUUAUUUGGAUCAUCCAUCUUUCCAUCACCCCCUCUGGAUUAGAGUCCACCCCCUGGGUCACAUUACAGCUCUCCUGUUUUUGACUGACAGGUGUUUGGACCACACUGAUUUUUUCUGUGAAAUUGCUCCCUAAAUUUGGGACUGAGCGCAAAGGAGCAUGGGAUAUAUUAGGCCCAACUGUUACCCACUAGGGAGGCUCGGAUGGAUACGUAAAACAAACAACUGCAACGACACCCGGAUGAACAAAAGAACACAUGCUGGACAAUAUUCUGUCGUCAUCCACCAUGCUGCCGCUGUCUGUCAACAACAGGAUUCCUCCCUCUCUCCCCAUGAACACAAUUCCUGCUCUUCUUGGAGUCGCCUCCAGCUCCAUGGGAGAAAACCUGUUUCUCCAUGUCCGGGAUGUUUGCCGUUUAUCGUCACUCAGAAUGGACAAACAGACUUGACGUUCCACGUGCCGCCACCAUCAGCUUAAAGACACCAUAUGAAUGAUUCUGCAACGCUUAAAAACAUUAAAAGAAUGUAAUAUAAAUUAGACCCUGCUCCAGCAGAUGAUGUACUUGUUUUAUGUAAUGUUGAAGUUUGUUUUCUUUCGUGUUUUUCGGUUUGCACGUUGUGUGUGAGAAAAGAAUGUGGGAUUGUGCAGAUGUGGGUGCGUGUGUGAGAUUGAACGGGUGUGCGUGUGUAUCUGUAUGAGGGAUGUUUUUUUCGAAGUACUAUCAGUAGUUGUGUCUGUUUUAUGCCACUGCGGAGAGGAUUUAUGGAUUUGCUUUUUGGAAACUUGUGAAUUGCUUUGUGUGGGCAAAAACAAUGUUAAGUGUGCCAUUGCACCUAGUCUGCAGAUCCGCCUCAGCAACAACAUUUCAAGAGCUUUGAAGUUUUGAACACAUCCACACCCACAACUGCAUUGGCUGUGAUAGUGGUUUGCAGAUGGGCAGAAGAACAAUAUCCUCCUGUACCGACAGAAAGACGUUUGGCAGUCAGAGGCACAGGUUCUCGCACUAAAUAGAAAAGGACUCCGAACUGAAGCGAACAGGCUGGAAGCGUAUUUCUGGACUUGGAGCGGGGCAGGGCGUUUUAAAAAUGAUGCACCUAUGUUGUCAUCUAGGACUUCAUGGUGGAGAGGGUGAUACGAAAGGAAAGUCAUGGGCCUUGUUUCUUUUUUUUUUAUAUUCACCAAAUGACAGUCAGGUUUUAUUCAAAGGACUUUUUAUUUUCUAAAGCCCUAUUGAUAUUUUUGGAACGUUUUUUUCAAUCAUAUGUGAUGGUUCACAUACUACAGAUGCCUCCGUCCUCAAUACCAGGCCACCUGAGUGCUCUACUCUGCGAUGGAGUUUGGUUUGAAUCCGUCAAGUACCUGUUAUGUGGAAAUAUGCAAGGCGUGUGAGGAGGAGAGGAAAACAGAAUGUACUGUACCAUACUUUCUUCAUUUAGUUAACGAUGACGGACGAUACGAUAAGAAAACCCUAACAAAACACAAAUUAAUGUUUGUCAUUGUAUGCCUUCUGAUGCCAUAUGAUCUAGCUACGUAGAUCUAACAUUAUUUCAAUCUCUUUGUUUCAUGUUUUAUUUUGAUUUUUUUUUGUCAAGCAUUUUAGGUACAUGUAACUUAUGUCAUUAUUUAUGGUCUUUUAUAUCUAGUUUGUAAAAUGAUAGUAAAAGUGAAGAAAAUGAAGGGGUGCCAGGGUGCAUUCUUAUUAAAGUAGAAACCAUUCAA
This is a messenger RNA of Esox lucius (northern pike), 5476 nucleotides long. RefSeq names its product eph receptor A4, like (gene epha4l). Gene Ontology annotation, cellular component: plasma membrane; neuron projection. Lineage: Eukaryota; Metazoa; Chordata; Actinopteri; Esociformes; Esocidae. Gene Ontology annotation, molecular function: ATP binding; transmembrane-ephrin receptor activity; protein binding. The transcript has 18 exons. Bases 63 to 3029 code for a protein of 988 amino acids. Gene Ontology annotation, biological process: axon guidance; cell surface receptor protein tyrosine kinase signaling pathway; negative regulation of axon extension. The record is from RefSeq and is a predicted model, not a curated record.